Ostertagia ostertagi is the source of this 819-nucleotide messenger RNA. The record is from the annotation of a GenBank genome assembly. NCBI's taxonomy places the organism in Eukaryota, Metazoa, Nematoda, Chromadorea, Rhabditida, Trichostrongylidae.
UCUGCACCGCAUGGACGCAUUACCUUGCACGUGUUUUGGGAAUUGAAUUACGAUUUCGUCCCAAAUUUUGUUUACAAUGGAUCAACUCACCGAUUUGUUCGUGCCAAGGAAGUAUUUCGGAAGACGCCAUCUCGUGAAAAGAAACCGCAGGUCUCGUUCAUCUAUCUGUGGGGGUCGAAGUCAUUGAAUGCAGCAUUUGCGAACAUUUUCUUCUCUUAUUCACGCUUCAUUGGAAUUCCGCAUUUGAAAGCGAUCGCACGGCUAAUGCAAUACCAAGGCAUUGCUGUGAUCCUGGAGGAACUGUUAAAAAUGGCUCGAAUACUGAUUUCUGACAAGUUGAAACGCCACUUGAGGACAAUUUACUCUGUGAUGCCAAAAAUAUGCAAGUUGCCACGGAGCGACUACGGUAGUCCAGGUGUGCUUCAAUAUUACUUCCACCAUCUCGAGGGCGUGGGAAAGUAUGGCGAAUUGAAGGGCGAAUUCUGUCAGGAUCUGCGCGAAUUGGGCAAUAUUAUUCUCUUUUGUCACCAGCUAGAAUCAGGUAUGGCUCAAGAGGAGGUGCAGGAUCUACUCGCCGCAGCUGCUUUCACAAACGUCAUUCCGAAGCCACCAGCCAAAACAAGAAAAAGCAACUUGCUAAGCUUCGAGGAGAAAUACUCUCGUAUUCAGCUCACUAAUGUCGUUGAGAAGUUUGGAGAUGAUAAGCAAAUUGCGAUAUCCAGAGAGGCCGAGCUUAUGACUAAGGAACGACUUUGUUGUGGAUUGAACAUUUUCGAAAUGUUUUUGAGGAGGAUUCGACAGAUGCUUGGAGAUGACUCG